GAAUAUGAGCGCAAGAUAGUGCCUAAAAGAGUCGAAGGAAGAGGGCCCAUUCCCUCACCCUUUCCGUCGCAAUGGAAGUCUCCAGUUUUGGUAAAUAAAAGGGCUGUGGGGGGAAAACUACGAUUUCCAGCAUGCAUUGCGGAUCGAAAGGCCUUGGCCACAGUGUCCCUUGGAAACUGUAGUCUUAUGGAGAGGAACUUCCGACACUGGAAGCGGGCACGAGUCUCGCGACAGCCCAGUUGACAAAUUGAAGAGCUCCGCCCGCUUAUGCACGUCAACAGAUAUGGAUUGGAGUGUUAUGUUUUAGUAUCUUGAGAGCGGAUAAUAGGCUAAAGAACCUACAAAUCCUAGGAAGACUACAAUUCCCAUCCAUCCCCGCGAGUCUCCGGCAAGUCGUCCUCUAAGCCCCACAGCAUGGAACCACAGGUUACUCUAAAUGUGACUUUUAAAAAUGAAACUCAAAGCUUUCUAGUUUCUGAUCCAGAAAAUACAACCUGGGCUGAUGUGGAAGCUAUGGUAAAAGUUUCAUUUGAUUUGAACACUAUUCAAAUAAAAUACCUGGAUGAGGAAAAUGAAGAGGUAUCCAUCAACAGUCAAGGAGAAUAUGAAGAAGCACUUAAGAUGGCAGUUAAGCAGGGAAACCAACUGCAGAUGCAAGUCCAUGAAGGCUAUCGUGUUGUCUACGAAGCCCCACCCCCAGUUGGAGCAGAAAAACGACCAGUUGCAAGGACAGGGAAGAAGCCACUUGCACAUUAUUCUUCACUGGUGAGAGUCUUGGGAUCAGACAUGAAGACCCCGGAGGAGCCUGCAGCACAGCAGUUUCCACCUGCUCCACGUGACGCAGACCAGCCUCAAGACAAGCCCCCAGACUGGUUCACAAGCUACCUAGAGACAUUCAGAGAGCAAGUGGUUAAAGAAACAGUUGAGAAGCUUGAACAGAAAUUACGUGAGAAGCUUAUCCUCCAGAAUCCAUCCUUGGGUUCCUGUCCUUCAGAAGUCUCAAUGCCUAUUUCAGAGGAAACACUGUUUUUGCCAGAAAACCAGUUCAACUGGCAUAUUGCUUGCAGCAGCUGCCAAAGGAGGAUCGUCGGUGUGCGCUACCAGUGCAGCCUCUGCCCAUCCUACAAUAUCUGUGAAGAUUGUGAAUCGGGGCCAUAUGCCCAUGACUCCAACCAUGUCCUGCUGAAGUUGCGGAGACCUGUUGUGGGUUCCUCUGAACCCUUCUCUCACUCGAGGUUCUCUACUCCUCGUCUUCCUGCUGCUCUGGAACAGGCCAGACUCCAGAAACAGGUUGACAAGAACUUUCUUAAAGCAGAAAAGCAAAGGUUGCGAGCUGAGAAGAAACAGCGUAAAGCAGAGGUCAAGGAACUUAAAAAGCAGCUUAAACUCCACAGGAAGAUUCAUCUGUGGAAUUCGAUCCAUGGGCUCCAGAGCCCCAAGUCUCCUUUGGGCCGACCCGAGAGCCUGCUGCAGUCUAACACCCCAAUGCUCCCUUUGCAGCCCUGUGCCUCAGUUAUGCCAACCCUCAGUGCAGCAUUUGUGGAUGAGAAUUUGCCUGAUGGGACUCACCUCCAGCCAGGAACCAAGUUUAUCAAACACUGGAGGAUGAAAAAUACAGGAAAUGUAAAGUGGAGUACAGACACAAAGCUCAAGUUCAUGUGGGGAAAUCUGACUUUGGCUUCUACAGAAAAGAAGGAUGUUUUGGUUCCCUGCCUAAAGGCCGGCCAUGUGGGAGUUGUGUCUGUGGAGUUCAUUGCCCCAACCCUGGAGGGAACAUACACUUCCCACUGGCGUCUUUCUCACAAAGGCCAGCAGUUUGGGCCUCGGGUCUGGUGCAGUAUCAUAGUGGAUCCUUUCCCCUACACAGAGAGCUCUGAUAACAUUGAAAAGAGCACGAUCAGCUCAAGCAAAGGUGCUGAUCUCACCUGCCAGCAAGAGGAAGCUCUUCUUCUGGCUAAAGAAGAAAUUCCACCUGGUGAAACAACUGAGCAGGCAGAAGGGACAGGAACCUGCAUCCCACAGAAGGCCAAAAAUGCUGCCAGCGAGAGGGAGCUCUACAUCCCAUCUGUGGACCUUCUGACUGCCCAGGACCUGCUGUCCUUUGAGCUGUUGGAUAUAAAUAUUGUCCAAGAGUUGGAGAGAGUGCCCCACAACACCCCUGUGGAUAUGACUCCCUGCAUGUCUCCUCUGCCACAUGACAGUCCUUUAAUAGAGAAGCCAGGCUUGGGGCAGAUACAGGAAGAGAGUGAAGGGGCGGGAUUUAAAGAACUUCCUGAUUCCACAGUGUCAGUAAAGAAGAGGGCUGAGAACAUUUCUUCAGUGGAGGAAGCAGAAGAUGACCUGAGUGGGACCCAGUUCGUGUGUGAGACUGUAAUCCGAUCCCUUACCUUGGAUGCUGCCCCGGAUCACAAACCACCUUGCAGACAGAAGUCCACGCACAGGGCAGAAUUUCAGUUGCACACCACAGAGGAGCAGCAGCCGGUUGUGCUGCCUGGAUUCUGCAGCAAGGAGUCUUCUUUGAAAUUUGCCCCACCCGAAGAGGGACCACUCGGAGACGAGAGGGAAGAGGUUGUCCGUAUUGUUGAAGAAGAAGCUGUCAUGGAGGAGGAGGAGGAGGAUGAGCUCAGAGAUGAAGUUCAGAGUCAGUCCUCUGCUUCUUCGGAGGAUUACAUCAUCAUCCUGCCUGAGUGCUUUGACACCAGCCGCCCCCUGGGGGACUCCAUGUACAGCUCUGCCCUCUCACAGCCAGGCCUGGAGCGAGGGGCUGAAGGCGAGCCUGGGGUUGAGGCUGGGCAGGAACCAGUCGAGGCUGGGGAGAGACCCCCUGGAGGGGAGAACCAGCCACAGGGGCACAGCAUCAAUGAUAUCCUUAUGACCUCACAGACUCUGGACACAGUGCCCCUGACCCCAGAGGUGGUAGGGCCUUCGCCACGGCUGCCCAGGAGUCCUCCGUAUGCACAGCAUCAUGGUUCCCCAGGAGUGGAUUUACCAGUUACCGUACCAGAAGUUUUUUCAGUCCCUGAUCAGAGCAGAGGAGAGCUCAGAGGCUCAUCAGGACUUGUAAACAGCAGACAGAAGAGCUCUGACCACUCAAGGUAACGGGGGCUUCCUUGUGCAGCCCCUCCUUCAGAAGCAGAGGGAUAUCCUAGUAUUGCCUCCGCUUAAACGAGCCUCUCAGAGCAUGUGCCACCUGCCGAGAGAGGAGGAGAGC
This is a messenger RNA of Aethalodelphis obliquidens (Pacific white-sided dolphin), 3211 nucleotides long. RefSeq names its product NBR1 autophagy cargo receptor (gene NBR1). Gene Ontology annotation, molecular function: zinc ion binding; ubiquitin binding. The record is from RefSeq and is a predicted model, not a curated record. Gene Ontology annotation, cellular component: phagophore assembly site. The transcript has 20 exons. NCBI's taxonomy places the organism in Eukaryota, Metazoa, Chordata, Mammalia, Artiodactyla, Delphinidae. Gene Ontology annotation, biological process: macroautophagy. The coding region runs from base 415 to 3099 and encodes 894 amino acids.